This is a messenger RNA of Pyricularia grisea, 3069 nucleotides long. RefSeq lists its product as uncharacterized. Gene Ontology annotation, biological process: autophagosome organization; autophagy; protein autophosphorylation. The transcript is spliced from 3 exons. Gene Ontology annotation, molecular function: ATP binding; protein serine/threonine kinase activity; protein-folding chaperone binding. Gene Ontology annotation, cellular component: autophagosome; cytoplasm. Lineage: Eukaryota; Fungi; Ascomycota; Sordariomycetes; Magnaporthales; Pyriculariaceae. The coding region runs from base 520 to 3018 and encodes 832 amino acids. The record is from RefSeq and is a predicted model, not a curated record.
GCUCAUGGCGCGUGGCCCUCGCAUAGCCGUAUCAAGGAUAACAUGCUGCAGAGAAGAAAUUUCUUGCAGUAUGGCCCCCAAACCCACACACCGCACUAAACCGUCAAAGGUGAACAAAAACUGAGGCAGCACCGAACAAAACAUAUCCCCAACAACCACACCAACAACACCAUGUCAGCUUGGCGUAGUGGGUUGCCUGCGAUGUCUAUACAGGACUGCGCAAAGAGGGCUCCGAUGGCUUCCACCGUUGAAGCGAGUUGCGGGAAGUCUGCCUUGAUUUUGGAUUCGAAACAGACUAAUUGUUAUUUAACGAAGCAAUGUUCCCGCCUCCAUUCCCACAAUUUAUUUUGCUUGUCUUUUCUUUUUUCUUCUUCUUGUCAAAUCUCAAUUCAAUCCGUUAUUGAUCCCUACCGUCGAACAAAAUAACGAUCGAUUAACCUCUACGGCCCCAAACACCCCUGUACCCCAGACCAACAAAGAGGCCUUAACUCGCGUCCCCCCACAAUUCCACAGCGCCGUAUGUCAGCAGCCAAAACCACGAUGGCCGGCACAGCAGCAGGUCAUCACCCAGGCCGUCGCCGCCGGAUCCCAGACCUGGUCCUCGACUCGGAGAUGAAAACCUCCAAACUAGGCAAGGGAUGCAUCCAGCACGCGUCCCUCGAACCUCCCAUCCUCCCCGGCGAUCGCUUCUCCAAGGUGCACAAGACGUGGUAUCGGAAGUCGACCAUCGUACCGGGGCGGGUCUUCCUCGAAGAGUGCCCACGCACCGCCGAGGUGCGAGCCGUCAAGGUUCUGGACGCCCAUCUCGUCUUCACAGAGGUCGACUACGCCCGCGAGCUGGAGGCGCUGGCCAAGUUCUCCAGGCCAAAGUAUGCGCACUGCUUCGUCAACUCGAGCGGCUGGUACGAGCUGGACAGGGACGUUGUCGUCGUCUCGAUGGAGUACCUGCCGCUGGGAGAUCUGGGCAGGUAUCUUUCCAAGCCUCUGCCUGAGCUUGAAGCUCGUUGCAUUGUGGAACAGCUCCUCGAGGGCUUGGGUUACAUGCACGAGGCCGGGUUUGUGCAUCGGAACCUGACACCGGAGAACAUUAUGGUGGCAGCCACUAGCCCUCGCUGGGUCGUCAAGAUCGGCGGCUUUGGAUGCGUCACUAGAGAUCCAGUAGACGUGACGAUGGGCUGCUCAAUAAACCAACUGUCGGAAAAGUACUCGGCGCCCGAGCUUCUCCGUCUCAGCAAAGCAGGGGAAGACGCUGCUUACGCCAUUGACAUGUGGUCGCUCGGCGCCAUCACCUUCCGGCUCCUCACCGGGGCCGCGCCAUUUGACGACGAAGAAAGCAGCAACCACCUCCAGUACGUCCUGAGAAGAGGUCGCAGCGAUUUGCAAACAUGGAGACUCGACGAAGCACGCGUAUCAAAAUCCGCUCAGGACUUCAUACUCGCCCUGAUGGCACCCGAGGCACACAAAAGGCUUUCGGCACAGGAUGCCACUGCCCACCAGUGGUUCAAGCCUGGGUCGUCUUCCGCGGCGGGAAGAGUGCACGUCACGCCGCCGCAGUAUGUCCCAGUCCCCAGUUCGAGCCACCAGAGAAUAAACUUGAGCAAGAUUGAAACAGAUCUGACAAACCUCCACCUCGGCACCAGGACUCCCAGCCCGGCACGUGCAACAACGACACGUGGCUCACACACGCCGGACCUCAAACUCACCCCGGAUCGUUACAACACGGGCAAUCAGGGCUUCGUCCGCCCGCGCUUCGAGUACCGCCACUCCGGCGAUACGGGCGAGGAGUGGGUGGGCAGGAUAGUCAACCCGUUUCCUCCCAGCGAGGAAAGCCAAACACGGCAGUUCCCCUCCCCCCCUCCCCAGCCAUCCACAACUCCCCGCCCCGCACUGCACAGACAGAAUAGCAGCAAGCGCAAGCUCAGCCGGGAACCGGACGACCACCCUCCGCAGCUCCAGAAGCGACCAUCGCUGAAAAAGACAGACGAUGACGACGACGACGACGACUUUGCCACCCACAUGAGCACCGCCGGCAGCUCCUUCGGACCCGCGCUGUCCGCAACCGACCGCCAUGGCGGCUACGAGACCUGCAGCGAGACGCUGGUCGACCACAACACUCGGCCGUGCCCAGGCCCAAUGGCGGAGCUGUGGGCGAUCCAGACGCGAUUCGACAACCUGGUGCGGCCGCAGUGCGCGGCCUUCACAUCAGCCCGCGGCAACGACGUCACGUUCAAGGAGCACGCCCGGCUGGCCCAGGAGCUGGAGCAGCUGCUGACGGACGUGGACAAGGUGCAAGGGCGCCGCGACAACGAGGCGGCACGCGCGUUCGGGAGGCGGCUGGUCGACAAGGUGCAGGCCGAGCUGAAAAAUGUGGACUGGGCGUUCAGGUCCGGCGGGUGGCGGUGGUGGGACUGUCGCGCGUGCAAGAAGCAGGUGAGGUUCGCCAAGGGGACGAGGGACGGCACGUACGAGGUUGACAGCGGAGAGGGGACGAAUAUGGUCGUGGUCGGCAACCCGUCUCUGCAGGGUAAUACCAUGGUAACCAUCAACAUCAUGGACAGCGUCAACCUAACAGACGCUUUCAAAGCCGUGUGCUGCAUUUUCACAGUAGCCGCUGUGUUUACUGGCACACAAGCCAUUGUCAACCCCACCGGCUUCGCGACUUCCUUCGGCAUCCCUCUCGAUCAACCACCACAGCCGCCAAAGCAACAAGCAGCAGCAGCAGCAGCUACAUUCACGGCAACAAGCACUACAAACCCACCACGUCACGAGUCCGCUGCGUCGAGCUACGUAGCACUCGUAGGCGCACGCCAACUUGGGACCGGGAUCACGCUGCUGGUGUUUGCGUACCAGGGAAAAUGGGUGGAAUGCGCAACGAUUCUUAGCAUCAUUGGACUUGUCGUGGCGGGUAUGGAUGGGUACCAUAUCGCCAAGAACGGGAACCUGGGAGGAGGGGUUUUUCAUGCCGGGCCCGGGGCGGCUAUUGCUGCGUUAGCUGGGGCUGUGGUAUGGUACAAGUAAUGCAAAUGUAAAAAAAAAGGAGUAAAGAUCCCGAUGACGUUUCGCCAGCUU